Molecule: messenger RNA, 2745 nt
Organism: Gaeumannomyces tritici R3-111a-1
Lineage: Eukaryota; Fungi; Ascomycota; Sordariomycetes; Magnaporthales; Magnaporthaceae
Product: Ras-2
Exons: 2
Coding region: 780-1505 (241 amino acids)
Biological process (GO): signal transduction
Cellular component (GO): plasma membrane
Molecular function (GO): GDP binding; GTP binding; GTPase activity
Source: RefSeq, a predicted model, not a curated record
GGGCGUCCCAUGCCACCAGGUCUCCUCCCUCCCUCUGCGCAAAUGAAAUCACAAUUGGGCCAUGCCAUGCCGACCUCCGCCUCUCAUCAAUCGCCUGCCUCCUCCACCACCACCUGCUCUGCUCUCCCACCACCAACCAUAACCACAACAACACAGCUCUCGUCCCAGGCCCAUCCUCUCCUUCUUCUUGGCACACUGCCAUAUCGCCCUGUGUCGCUAGCUCUGCCCUUCCAACCAACAAACUCUGAUUGUUCCGCAACCCUCCAACCGACCCGGGGCAUUCACAACUCCCUUUCGUCAUCAUUUCCCUCCCUCUCUCCUGUUGCCUUGGUUGUGCAUCCCUCCCAACUGGCAGCUCCCUCCUCGCUCCAACACGCCGCCGCCGCCCCAACCCACUCUGAUCCAUCUCGCCUGCUCGCCAUCGACCGACCCGCCCUCGCGCCUACUCGCUCCCAUCGGGUGUACGUGUGUGGUGUGUGUGUGUGUGUUACUAGCCAACUCUGAAUCAGCUCUGUCAAUCGAAGAAACCGCCUCUUUUUCUUGCCGCCGAAACAGCAUCCUGCAACGCAACCCGGAAAGGCGCCGACGCUCUACGCAGCUCAAGACGACUGGCUCACCCGACGGGUUCCGCCGCCUCCCUAAACAAACCUCCCUAUUUCCGUCGACAGACCUGCUGAGCCCCCUCAUCUUCGCACGCUCUGCCAUCUCUCGUUCCGUCUCUCGCUCUCCAACAACUGCACUGUCUCGACAAUACAGGUGCUCCCCUCCUCAGUUUCGCCAUGACUGGAAGGUUGCAGCUUCACAAGCUGGUAGUGCUAGGGGAUGGCGGUGUUGGCAAAACCGCUCUAACUAUCCAAUUAUGUCUACAACACUUCGUCGAAACCUACGACCCGACGAUUGAGGACUCGUAUCGGAAACAGGUUGUGAUAGAUGACCAGGCCUGCAUGCUCGAGGUGCUCGAUACGGCCGGUCAGGAGGAGUACACGGCACUGCGGGAUCAGUGGAUAAGGGACGGCGAGGGCUUCGUCUUGGUAUACAGCAUCUCGUCACGGUCGUCCUUCUCACGCAUCAAGAGGUUCCACCACCAGAUCCAAAGGGUAAAAGAGUCGUGCGCCUCGUCACCCUCAUACCCCGGCUCGCCUAUGUCCAACCCCAACGUACCGACGCCUGUGCCGAUAAUGCUGGUGGGGAACAAGAGCGAUCGUGUGACUGAGCGCGAGGUGUCGACCCAAGAAGGUCAUGCUCUCGCGCGCGAGCUGGGCUGUGAGUUCGUCGAGGCAUCGGCCAAGAACUGUAUAAACGUCGAGAAGGCAUUUUACGACGUUGUCAGGAUCCUGCGCCGGCAACGCCAGCAGGCCGCCCGCCCGCCCAUGCCCGGCGGCGGACGCACCAAGACCAACGACACCUCCAAGAGCAGCCGGUACGACAGCUACGACAAAGGGGGCUCCCAUCGUGGCAAGGAGAACAAGCCAAAAAAGCAGGCUAUCAAGUGUGUCAUCCUUUGAUUCAUACCCUCUCGAUGGCCCAUAUGACACAAAUACGCCGCUUCGCCUCGGCGAACCUAUUCGUCUCCUGGGCCGGGGACCUGUCUUGGGUGGUUGUGGGACCUGAAAUGGCGCUCUACUCAAGGCCACGGCUGCCCUGUUCGCCCUCGGAUCACGGCAGAUGGCCAGAAGGCUUUUGAGCUGGGCUAGACUGUGCCAACGGGCGAAGCCGCAUGCUCCGGGAUUCUUUGAUGUCUCUUCCCCGAUCUGGCCGGCUUUCAAACCCCCAUCGGUCUCUGCGAGAAAUGGCCGACGAGGCGAGACGCUCGGAUCGUCUCGGUUGUCGCGCAUCUUUGACUUCCGAACGAUCGACACGGCAGCUCACUUGCUCGUUCCCGAUCCAUCCUCGGCCCGGAAGCGAGGUACCUGUUGACGAUGGCAUUUUUCUGGCCUUGACGGCCGGCGACGAAUGGCGUACGAUACCACCAAAAACACAAUAAAAGUUACGACGCGAGGCAUCACUUUUCACUUCAGGCGCAGACAUCUUUUCACCUACCAACCUAUCUAACCCAAUAUCUUCCCCGAUGUCGACCACACGGUUUAUUUUAUGCCAUAUUUAACUUUAAAGAAUUUGAAUGGCAACGGUUUUCUACCUGGCUUGGCUACCUGGUGUUUUCGGAGUCUGGAUGUUUUAUCACGACCUGCGACCUAUCUUCCAGCUGUGUGACCCAACUUGCAACUGCGCUUUUUUUCUUACCCCACCUCGCUUUUUUUUUUUCAUCUUAUUUCCCUAUAACUACGCUCAUGCUACUUAUUUCUACUUUUCAACCCUUAUUUCUUCUUGGCCGAUAUCAUUUUGGUUCUUUUGCAUUUUGACUAGGGAAACACUUGCCUCGUCCAUGAUCGGGAACGUCCCUGCAGCGCGCCCAAGGCCCUGAUGGAUUCUGCCUAGUCGCGGCUGUUGGGCAGGACGUCAGGGGGCUACUCGGCUGUUGGGUACCACCACCACAGUGGCGAACUGCUUGCAGGAGGCGGUUUGGUCUUGGACGGGCAGGGGUUGCAUUACAUGCGGCAGAAGGGCACGGGAACUCAAGGGAGCAUGGGCACAAGGAGCGAGCGGUCUGCAAUGCGGGCGUAUCUCUGUUCGACAGCAUGGGGGAAGCCGGUGGGUAUGCAAUCAGGGGCACGUUCCGUAUACUAUAGAUGAUGGCUUCGACAAGCGGGAGGAGGCCGGGGACAAUACGAUGAUUUCCUGCAAAAA